This is a messenger RNA of Triticum urartu, 3938 nucleotides long. Its product is annotated as disease resistance protein Pik-2-like. NCBI's taxonomy places the organism in Eukaryota, Viridiplantae, Streptophyta, Magnoliopsida, Poales, Poaceae. Gene Ontology annotation, biological process: defense response to other organism. The record is from RefSeq and is a predicted model, not a curated record. Gene Ontology annotation, molecular function: ADP binding.
UGCUAGCUAGUCUUGCAUUGGCGGCCACAAAUUAACCCACACGAACACAGAAGAGAGGGGGGAAGCCAUGGAGGCCACGGUGCUGAGCGUGGGAAAGUCUGCGGUGAAUGGAGCGAUUAGCUACGCCAAAUCCGCUGUGGCGGAGGAGGUGGCCUUGCAGCUGGGUGUCCGGCGGGACCAGACCUUCAUCACAGAGGAGCUUGAGAUGAUGCAGGCCUUUCUUAUGGCCGCGCAUGGAGAGCCAGAUGACAACAGAGUUACCAAAAUCUGGGUGAAGCAAGUCCGCGACGUGUCUUACGACGUUGAAGACUGCCUUCAAGAUUUCGCAGGUCGUUUAGGAAAGCCAACAUGGUGGCCGUGGCACAUCCCUCGCAAGUUGCGAGUCCGGCACCGUUUAGGCAAGCAGAUGAAGGAGUUGAGAGCAAGGGUUGAGGAUGUAAGCCAGAGAAACCUGCGCUACAACCUCAUCAAGGGCUCUGACUCCAAGCCUACCUUCAACUGUGAGCAGGUUGGCAGUGGCACCAAUAGUACAAGGAUGUCUCACACCGAUGAAGCAAACUGGCAGAGAGACAAAGCAAAAAGGGAUCUCAUUCGAUUGAUCGAUGACAAGGCUGAUUGCCUUAGAGUUGUCGCGGUGUGGGCAAAUAAUGAUGAUUCCGGGGAGACGUCCAUCCUCAGAAGGGCCUACCAAGACCUGAAGAAACACAACAAGUUUGACUGCUGCGCCUGGAUCAAGUUGAAGGGUCCAUUCAAUCCAACAAAGUUUCUGCUGAGCAUUGUGAGGCAAUUUUAUGCCAAUUAUCUUCAAGGUGCCAGGGAAAGAAAACAUGCAAUUACAGAGGGCAAAGUUCUGAGGAAGAUGGGAAUGAUGAAGGAAACUUGUUUGGCUGAUGAGUUCAAGAAAUAUAUAAAUGAGAGAAAUUGCCUAAUUGUACUUGAUGAUUUAUCCAACACUGAAGAGUGGAAUCACAUUAGGACAUACUUUGCAAACAAUAAAGGAAGCCGGAUUAUAGUAUCCACACAGAAAAUUGAAGUGGCAAGUUUAUGCGUAGGGCCAGAGGAUGUAGCACCAGAGCACAAGGAAUUGUGUGUUGAUAAUAGUAUUCUUUAUGCUUUCUAUGAAAAGGGUUGUCAAGAUGGAAUAUAUUCAAUGGAAGCAGGAUCCAGUUCCAAUGCAUUUGGUAGUAACAGCUCUGCAGAGAUCAAGACCAUCACUCGCACAGAGACGAAGGUGUCUGUUUUUAAGGAAUCUCAGCUCAUUGGAAGAAAUAAAGAAAAGGCUGAUAUCAUCAAACUAAUUACCAAUGAAGAUAAGCAACAACUUGAGGUGAUCUCUGUGUUUGGAAUGGGUGGCCUUGGGAAAACUGCACUUGUAAGAGAUGUCUACCAAAGCGAAGAGCUCAUAGGCAAGUUUGACAAGCGUGCAUGUGUCACACUCAUGCGUCCUUUCAAUCCUGAUGAUCUCCUCCAGAGCUUGGAUGUGCAAAUACAUGAAAACGAAUCUGAAAAAAAGGGAGAAGGUGCAGAAGUUCCUGAAAAUAAGGGAGAAGGUGCAGAAGUUCCUGAAAAGGAAGGAGGUGUAAAAAAGGGCAAACAGCCGUUGCAUGAUUUGAAAGGAAAGAAGUACCUGAUUGUGCUUGAUGAUAUAUUGUCCUCUACAGAAUGGGAUGCUAUAAAGCAACAUUUUCCAGCAACAGAAACAGCAAGCAGAAUAAUAGUCACCACAAGGGUAAAGAAAAUUGCUAAGCAUUGUUCAGAAAAACAACAUAACAUGUACAAACUUGAAAGUCUGCAACCCAAGUAUGCACGUGGCCUCUUCAUGGAAAAGGUAUUUGGCAGGGAUACAGAUUUGGAUGAGCAAUACCCUGAGUUGCUUGAGCAAGCCGAUCUGAUCCUAAAGAAGUGCAGUGGACUUCCCCUUGCAAUAGUUACCAUAGGUGGGUUCUUGGCAAACCAACCAAAAGUCGCACUAGAGUGGAUGAAACUGAAUAGGCAUAUUAGUGCUGAGUUGGAGAUGAAUCCAGAGCUUGAGACAAUAAUAAUAGUCCUUAAUAAAAGUUAUGAUGGUUUACCCUAUCAUUUGAAGGUUUGUUUCUUGUAUCUGUCUAUCUUUCCUGAAGACCACAAGGCAAGUCGGAGACGUUUGGUGCGUCGAUGGACAGCAGAGGGUUACUCAAGGGAGUUCCGUGGCAAGUCCGCAGAGGAAAUAGCAGAUAACUACUUCAUGGACCUCAUAAGCAGGAGCAUGAUUCUGCCGUUCCAACAGUCGAUUCACAAUAGGAAAGGAGUUGACUCCUGCCAAGUUCAUGAUCUCAUCCGAGAAAUUAGCAUCUCAAAUUCCACAGAAGAAAAACUUGUUUUCAGAUUGGAGGAAGGUUGCAGCUUAAACAACCAGGGCACAAUCCGCCACCUUGCUAUAAACAGCAACUGGGAGGGAGAUGAGAGUGAAUUUGAGAACAUAGUGGACUUAUCCCGAGUACGUUCGGUAACAGUUUUUGGACAAUGGAGAACGUUUUUCAUUUCUGAUAAGAUGAGGUUGCUACGGGUGCUAGACAUGGAAGAUGCCUUUGGUGUAGUUGAUCAUCACCUUGAGCAUAUCGGGAAGCUUAUUCACCUGAAGUACCUCUCUCUAAGAGGAUGUGAUGGUAUUUCUCACCUGCCAGAUUCAGUGGGCAAUCUAAGACAGCUUGAGACACUAGAUAUCAGGGGUACAAGAAUAAUCAAGUUGCCAAAGAGCAUAAUCAAUCUUCAGAAGCUAAACUCUCUUCGUGCUGGUAGGAAACCGAUGGACGAGAAUGAUUUUAGGGGGGGUAUACCAGCGGCAUGUCUUUUGCCUGUUCUUUCGGUGAUGCUUUGCAUAUAUUGGUGUGCCCCUCAGGGUUCCAGUAUCGAUGGGAUGAACCGCUGUGACAUAUGCACUUUCUUUUGCCGCGGACUACUCCCAGUUGCUGCAAUGCACCUGGAUCGGUAUGGUGUUUUACUACCAAGAGGGAUGAAUAAAUUGAAAGCCCUACAUACAUUAGGUGUUGUGAACAUUGCACGGGGAAAAGUGAUGCUACAGGACAUAAGAAAGCUCAACAGGUUGCGCAAGUUGGGAGUUACUGGCAUCGACAAGAAAAACGGUGAAGAGUUCUGUUCAGCAAUUGCUAGUCUAGGCCACCUAGAGUCUUUGUCCAUACGGGCGGAGGGGGAGCAAGGUCUGUGUGAUUGUUUGGACGAGAUGUCCUCGCCACCAAAAAACAUGCAAAGUCUCAAGCUGUACGGCAACCUGCCCAAAUUGCCGGAAUGGAUUGCAGGGCUCAAAAAUCUCGUGAAGCUGAAGCUACGGAGCACUAGGAUACUGGACUGCAAAGCCGCCAUAGAAGCCCUUGGGAGAAUACCAAACCUGACCAUCCUGUGUUUGUGUAAUGAGGCGUUCAAGGGUGAAGAGGUCCGUGUCAAUUUUCAUCUGGAGGCAUUCUCGAGUCUGGUGGUGCUGGAGCUGGAAUCCCUCGGUAAGCUCAAAUCAGUGGAGUUUGAACAAGGAGCAACCCCUAAGCUUGAGCUGCUGCAGUUUUCUGGCACAUCUGACAUCAAGUUGUUUUCUGGCCUACCAGCUCUACCAAGCCUCAAGGAAGUUCAUCUUGGGUCUGACAAAGUUGGUGAUAGUUAUGUUGAUUAUGGUAAGGUCUUUGUGGAACACUUGCGGAUUGAGCUUGGCGAUAAUCCAAAUCGACCCAUUUUGAAGAGGCACUGAGCGGAGCUCCAGAUUGCAUCCACUGGAAGCUAGUAUUGGUGUCUCCCUGUUUGGCUCUUCCUGUUCGCAUGUCUGGAUUAUGUGUUCAUUUUAUUGAUUUCCUAGAUGGGGGUGAACCGUGUUCAAUGAACUGUACUAUGAAAACUGAUGGCCUACUACGGAAUUGAGUAGGGGCAUCCAGUCGGUAUCUAUCCAGAUGAGA